This is a messenger RNA of Struthio camelus australis, 4124 nucleotides long. It is a transcript of the gene CADM1, whose product is annotated as cell adhesion molecule 1. The record is from RefSeq and is a predicted model, not a curated record. Gene Ontology annotation, molecular function: signaling receptor binding. Gene Ontology annotation, cellular component: synapse; neuron projection; plasma membrane. Lineage: Eukaryota; Metazoa; Chordata; Aves; Struthioniformes; Struthionidae. Gene Ontology annotation, biological process: detection of stimulus; susceptibility to natural killer cell mediated cytotoxicity; cell recognition.
AUGGACUUGUGUCAAGGAGAUGGACAAAAUUUGGUUACAGAAGAUGUGACAGUAGUGGAGGGAGAGGUUGCCACCAUCAGCUGUCGAGUGAAGAACAGUGAUGACUCAGUGAUUCAGCUCCUGAAUCCCAACAGACAAACGAUUUAUUUCAGAGAUUUCAGACCGCUGAAGGACAGCAGGUUUCAGUUAGUGAAUUUCUCCAACAGUGAACUCAGAGUGUCAUUGACAAAUGUCUCCAUUUCUGAUGAAGGAAGAUACUUCUGCCAGCUCUACACUGAUCCCCCCCAGGAAAUUUAUACCACUAUUACAGUGCUUGUCCCACCACGCAAUUUGGUAAUUGAUAUCCAGAAAGAAAUUGCCGUUGAAGGAGAAGAGAUUGAGCUGAACUGCACUGCCAUGGCCAGCAGACCAGCCACCACAAUCAGAUGGUUCAAAGGAAACAAGGAGCUAACUGGCAAAUCCGAAGUGGAACAGUGGUCCGAUAUGUACACAGUGACCAGUCAGCUUUUUCUGAAAGUGGGACGAGAGGAUGAUGGGGUCCCUGUCAUCUGUUUGGUGGAUCACCCUGCUGUCAAAGACUUACAGACACAGCGUUACCUAGAAGUCAUGUAUAAGCCUCAAGUGCGGGUUUCUCAGAAUUAUCCAGUGCAAGGUCUAACAAGAGAAGGGGAGCCACUUGAACUGACAUGUGCAGCUUUUGGAAAACCACAGCCUACGGACAUGAGGUGGUUAAGAGUAGAUGAUGAGAUGCCUCAACACGUUGUAGUGUCUGGUUCAAACCUUCUCAUUAGUAACCUAAACAAAACAGAUAAUGGUACAUACCGCUGUGAGGCUUCAAACGCGGUGGGGAAAUCACAUGCGGAUUACAUGCUGUUUGUAUACGAUCCCCCCACAACUAUCCCUCCUCCCACAACAACCACCACCACUACCACCACCAUCCCUACCACCAUCACAGACACAACGGCGACGACAGAACCGGCAGUUCACGGCUUUACUCAGUUGCCAAAUUCCGCAGAGGAGCUGGACUAUGGGGAUCUCUCAGGUGCUCCUAUCCUGCUAUAUGGUUCAACGGAGGCUCUGCCAACUGUACAAUUAAGUAAUGCAUCUAUUGCCUUAUAUCCAGAUUCUCGUGCAGGUGAGGAAGGGUCAAUAAGGACCGUGGACCAUGCAGUGGUUGGUGGUGUUGUGGCCGUGGUCGUAUUUGCAAUGCUUUGCCUGCUCAUCAUUUUAGGGCGAUAUUUUGCAAGACAUAAAGGUACGUACUUCACUCAUGAAGCCAAAGGAGCAGAUGAUGCAGCUGACGCAGACACAGCUAUCAUCAAUGCAGAAGGAGGACAAAACAACUCUGAAGAAAAGAAAGAGUACUUCAUCUAGAGCAGCCUUGGUUUCAAUGAGGUGUCCAACCGUGGACAGUUACUGGCCCAAUUUAAACGAUAAAGAGACAGUGAUAUUGGAAGUUACAACCAGCUUGUGUCUUUUUUUAGAGAAAAACAAAAGGGUGGAGAGUUGUGAGACUGGGAGGGUCCGGGAUUUGCUGUGUAAAAAACAUUCUUCGUAAAGUACGCUCUGCUGUUCGACACCUCAAUUUGUUCGGGUUUCAUUUUUUUUGGCCAAGUCCAGCUUGGAUUUAGUUUAGUGAAGUCAUUUGCAGAAAAUUCUGUGCCUUGUUUUAUUUUUGUUUGUUUGAGGUUUUGGGGGGGGGGGAGAUGGGGAAGAAGAGGGGCUUGUAUGCAUUUUCCUUUUUGUUUUUAUCUUUUUUUUUUUUUUUUGUUUCCCCUUUUGUAUUCUGUUUCUGGAAUUGCCUGCUGGGACCCCUUGGAAUAAGUUGGUUUCUUUAAGAUUUUUGUUGAUCUUCACUGUUUUCUGUUCAAAACUCAAUUUCGUCAGAGGAGAACCAGCACAUUUUAGAUUUCAUAGUUUGCAAUUCAGCGUAUCCAUAUUCCAUCUUCUCUGUUGUCGUAAAGGCUUGGAUAAACAAACAACGAGAACCUGUUUGUGGCUGCCCAUGUUUCAAAUGCUUUAGAUGGUGGAGACUAGAAAAUAGGCUGCAACUCAGAAAACGCACUGUUUAGCUGCAGAGAAACAUUACUUCACAGGGUUGUCUGCAAGUGAGGCGUGUCACUAUGUGAUUGAAUCUGUCUUUAAUUCUGUGUCUGUAGACUGCUCUCGAUCUAGGGCAACUCGUGCUGUCUGGACAGGUUUGGGGCAUGCAGGAAUCCUCCUUACUGUAACCUAAGCAAACCUGACAGAUGAGGGCUCUUCCUUUUAUGCAGGUGGACAAAUUUGACUUGCCACAGGAAGGGGGACAAAGGGGGGGCGGGAAGGUAGUUCUGCUCUGAUUAUUUUUGUUGCCAACAGUUCUGUCCUGCUUUCCCAAUUGGCCUUACUUCUCCCUAAUUUGCUAGAGAAAGGAAAGUCCUCGUGGGGUGCAAAAAGCUGCAAAUGAGCAGCUUUUAUAUUUUUUUGCUUCUUUUGUGCUUUGCUGGGGAAGGCAGUAGGAUGUGGCCUGCAAGUACUGUACGUUAGAUAUCUGUCGUGCUGAGAGAACCAAUAAGAGGCGUUGUGAGACUUUCAUUCCUUCAGAUUUGAAUUUGACAACGGCAGGGGGGUGAAGUAGGUCUAAUAUUGUUUUCAUGCUGGCCUGCCCUGUAUCUCAGUUCUGCAAAGGUCAGAGCAGAGGUGGAAAAAACAGCAUGUAGGCUUUUUCAGUUACUUAAUCAAAACUCAAAUGUUGAGUGUUGCUUUUUUUAAUCUCUACUUUUCCUGCUCUAGCCUUGGCCUCUUUCCUCAGCCUUAAGAGCCAUCUGCCAACAAAUUACUGAUCCUUGCAUGAUGGCAGCCAUAGUACACAGUGACUAAAAAUAAGUUACCUUGAGCAUGUUUUAGAUCCAAAACCUUGCAAGAAACUGGACAAAUAAAACUGCCUUUUUUAUCUGAGAAAUUAAAUGUGGGAAUUUGCAUUAAAAUUACAAUGCUAACUGACUUAUAAAGCCAUAGGUGAAAGGAAUGUAGGUAUACUGGAAUUCUAAGUGCUAGAUAGCAGAUCACAGUGAGAAGAUGGUAUUAAAAUUAUAUUCUGAAUUUGUUUUUUUGUUGAGUAGUCUUGGAUUUUGAGAGAUACUUUUUUUUUUUUUUAACUGUGGCUAUGUGGAAAAUGUUUGCUGACUUAUUUAAGGGAAACAUAGUAAUCUGUGUCAGCAUUUUUUUUUUUUUUUAGGGUUUUAGGGGAGCAUUUUUGUGUGGUUUAAUUACUGGUUUUGGCAGAACCAUUACAAUGCAGGAGUCUUUUGGGAAUGGGAUGGCAUGAAAACAGAAAACAAAUCCGUUCCUGAGCAGUGUUCCGCCCUUCCCCUUUACACAAGAGGAAAAUUGCAAAGAACUUUUUUCUGAGCAAACUUUGUCAAGUGCAGCUCUUUUCUGACCUUCAGCACCAUUGCCAAAUCACAUCAUGGUGAAAAGCAUUCAGCAUGUUAAAAGAGUUUUGGGGGGUGGAGGGAGGGGGCUUUUUUACUCAUUGAUCACAGAAUUGGCAUACUGUUUUUGAACAGCCCAUCUUUCUGUUUUGAAAGUGUACAGUAGUGCAGUGUUACCGAUGUAACUUUGACUUAAAAUGUUGACAUGUCUCAGGUUCAUGUGUUUUGAUUGGUGUUUUCCGUCUCAGGUAGAUUGCAAAAUUUCGGCCCCGCACAUUGGAAAAAAACAGAAUAAAAAAACAGGAAAUUAUGGGUUUUAGUUGUAUAUUGGUUUAUGUAUUUUUUCUUCAGUAUACAGUGCACUGUUUGAAAUGUAUUGUUGAGUAUUACUUUGUACAGCUCUAGAUCAUUAGGAUUUUUAAGUGUGAAGAAAGAACAAACUUGUUUAAAGGAAUAUUACAAAUGAAGGAUGCGUAACUGAUGUUAAACAAUCUUGUUCUUUGUUCCCCCAGCCUUUUUUUUUUUUUCCUUCCCCUUAGGCCAGUUCUGUUUUAAGGUGUCCAUGGAGGAUGUUACAAUGUAAGAAAAUACAUAUUCAUAUGUUCCCAUUCACAUUUUGUAUUGGUUCAUGUAUACCAUUUUUACAAAGAAAAAGAAGUACUAUAAAGUAUCUGUCUUCUUAAUAAAAAAAAAAUUAAUGUUACAAAACUA